GCGGCCGCCACGCCGCCGGCCGGCAGCUGACAGUGCGGACUUGGCGGCGAAGCGGGCGGACGUGUUGUCGCGAGCCCGGGAAAUAGCGUUCCACUCGUGUCUCGUCUCGUACUCGCGGCCGCGACUACUGCGACUGCGAUGGGGGUCUGGAGAGGCGAACGGGCCACCAUGUCGUCCCGCGUGCUCGGCAUCGACUUCGGCACGACCAACACCGUGGUGGCCGUGGUGAUGGAGGACGGCGGCGUCGAGGUGCUCGCCAACGACAUCGGGAACCGGACGACACCCAGCGUGGUGCACAUCGACCCGACCGACCCGUCGAAGCACCAGGUCGGGGAGGCGGCGCUGAGGCUCGGGGUCGGCGAACCGCUGAACACCAUCCGCAAUGUAAAGCGGAUCCUGGGCUACCCCCCGGAGGCAGCGCGUUGUAUCACUGCACUCGGCCCCGUGAAGGUCAUCACCUCAGAACACGGGGAAGCCGUGUCACUUAAACUGAGUGGUGAUACCAAGACCACUCCAGAGGAAGUUGUGGCAAUGAUCCUCCUGGAGUUGAAGAAAGCAGCGGAGCAUCAGCUGCAGGAGACAGUGUCCAAGGCGGUGAUCGCCGUGCCCAGCUACUUCACCGCGGCCCAGCGCCAAGCCGUCAGGGAUGCGGCUGCCCUGGUUGACCUGGAGGUGGUGGAGAUCGUGAACGAGACGACGGCCGCCGCCCUGGCGUACGCCUACGACAAGGAGUUCUCCAAGACGGCCAUGAUCGUGGACGUGGGCGGCGGCGGCUGCUGCAUCUCGGUGGUGCGGGUGGAGAACAACGACGUGUCCGUCCUGGCCUGCUCGACGCGGCAGCCGGGCGGGGAGAACUUUGACGCCAGGAUGGUGGACUAUUUAAAAAAGGUUGUUGCAGAACAGCACAAGAAGGAAGUGGCAGAUACGCGCUCUGAGGAGAUCCUUCGUUCUCUGUGGGUAGGGGCCAAGGUGAAACUGUCCCGUUUGCCCCAGACUAAUAUUCAGACAUAUUUGCCCGAGAUUGAAACUGAGUUCCGCAAGCUGUUGACUCAAACUGAGUUCAAUUCUGAAUGCUCAGACUUGUUUCAACAUAUAACUACAGCUAUAAAUGGAACUCUUAAAAAGGCACAGGUGGAAGCCAAUAAGCUGGAUGAUGUGAUUUUGGUUGGUGGGUCAACUCGAAUUGUGAAGCUGCGUGAACUCAUCAUAGGGGCUGUAGGCGGAGGGGUCAAGUUGCACAAGGCAGUGAAUCCUGACGAGGUUGUAGCUCUGGGAGCAGCUUUACUUGGUGGUAAAUGUGUGCAAAUAAAGAGGGAAGUGCUUGGACUUCACACUUAUAUGACAAUUUUGGACUCAGACAAACAAGAAACAAAUGAGCAUUGGGCUCAUAGUACCGCUCUCCCUGUCUCCUUUGCAUUUAAAUCACUUUCCAUGACCAACUCCAAAGACCUAGAGAUGAAACAAGGCCAUGAGACUAAGACUCUUAUGACUGUAUGCCGAUUACCAAUUCCUCAGAAAGCUGAAAGUAUCACAAUAAACACUCAAGGUACUUUCAGUUUUCGUGAUGCUGGGAAAAACAAAUUAUGCAGUUCCUAUCUAAGAGGUUGCCUCCCUGAAGUAACUCUUGAAUCUUUGAAAGUGAAGAUGCAAUCUCAAGUGAAAAGUUCUUUGGUGGAGGCAGGCAGAGUGGAGGCCAAAAAUGCUUUGGAAGAUGUCUUGCGCCAGGGAAAGUCGUGGGAGACUUCGGAGGAUGAGCCAUUCCCAGAAAAGUAUAGUGCAUAUCGUGAGAUGUGCAUAGAAAAGUUGGUCUGGCUGGACAAUCAUGCUGAUUUUGAAAGAGAAGAAUUUGAUAAAAUCCGUGUGGAAUUAGAGGAAGUCAUUUUGUCUUUGCAGGAGGAAAGUAAGAAAGAGAGGCAUAGGGUGCAAGAGAUAGAAGCAUUAACAGAGCUUCUUAAUAAAGCUAUAAACAUUGAGGUGGUAAAUGAUGAAUUUGAGGAAAGGGCAACAGGCCUCAGGAAGUCUUGUCAAGAAGAGAAAGAAUGGCUCUCAGAGAAUUGUCAUUUCAGUUCAGAGGAGUACACUACACGAAAAGAUAAAGUUAAUCAAGCAAUCACCGCACUGAAUGAGGAUCGUCAAAAGGCAGCAAUUCAGAAGCUAAGGAAUCAAUUGAGAGAGCACCUACAGCAGAGAUUAAGAGGCAUGAUUAAAUUUGCAACCGAAAAGAAAAAAAUAAAGGAUCCUUUAGACUAUCAGUGGGGAACAAAAUUGGAAACAAUCUGUAGGAGGACAACUAUGUGGCUGAAGGAUCACUCUGAAGCCUCUGAGGACGAGCUGAAUCAUCGUACUACUCAACUUGAACGAGAUAAUAAUAUUCUUGAUGGAGAAAUCCAGCAGCUUAAACAGAAAAGAGACUGUGAAAGGAAAGCUGCCUACAAAAAUGCUGAACAAACAGUAUUGCAAGGGGUGUACUUAAAGGUUGCUGAGUUUGAAGCCGUAUCAAGUGAUGCUUUAAAGUUUGUUGAGAUGUGUAAAGACUAUUUGGAACGGCUCAAGAAAAAUCCCCACAUGAACGCUUCAGAUUGUGCUAAAUUAUCCAGUGAAGUUGAAAAGGAGUUUUUGAACCUGAGAAGCUUGUGUAUGGCAGAGAAUAAUCGCCGCCAGAGUAGGAAAAGUCUACAGUCUACUUUGGAAACUACCCUAAAGGAUGGAGAGCCGCUGCGCACCUUCGCCCAAGGCUUCCUGACAUGGCUGGAGCAGAACCCGACGGCUGCCAAGGAGCAGCUGGAGGAAGUCAUGGCCUCUGUGCGGGACGCGCGCGGGAGCCUUCAGGAAGCCGACAAGCUUGCCGAGGCCGCAGUGACGCAGAGGGAACGGGCUACGCAGACCAUGGAGCGCCAGUGGCAAAAGCUGGGGCUGCAGCCGAGUGCGGUCCCCGCCGCCCCCGCCCCC
This is a messenger RNA of Frankliniella occidentalis (western flower thrips), 2949 nucleotides long. RefSeq names its product heat shock protein hsp-1. The record is from RefSeq and is a predicted model, not a curated record. NCBI's taxonomy places the organism in Eukaryota, Metazoa, Arthropoda, Insecta, Thysanoptera, Thripidae. Gene Ontology annotation, molecular function: ATP-dependent protein folding chaperone; ATP binding. Gene Ontology annotation, cellular component: nucleus; cytosol. Gene Ontology annotation, biological process: protein folding.